Messenger RNA from Talaromyces rugulosus, 903 nucleotides. RefSeq lists its product as uncharacterized. The coding region runs from base 1 to 903 and encodes 300 amino acids. The transcript has a single exon. NCBI's taxonomy places the organism in Eukaryota, Fungi, Ascomycota, Eurotiomycetes, Eurotiales, Trichocomaceae. The record is from RefSeq and is a predicted model, not a curated record.
AUGGCGGAAAAAAGGAAACCAGACCUUCUUGAAGCUAACAGGCUUUCUAAAAGUCGUCGGAGAGAUCUGAAUCAGAGAAUUACUCUCCAAUGGGGAGAGUACAAUAUUGACAUACCAUCACGGAAUGAACCCAGCAUCAAAGAAAUACAUGAUUUCUUGCAAGAGCUUGACAAACGAUCAAGCUAUCCGCAGACAAUAGCAGCGAAUUGCAACCGCAAGAGUAUGAUUGACACUAUUGAGUAUCUGUCAGGCUAUCCUUUAACAAACGACAUCAUUUUGAUCCGAGACCUUGAGAAAUUAGAUGAUGUGCUAAGACGUCCGUUCGAAACACCAAUUCUAUAUCGACAAGCUAAAUCACAACAUCAUCAAAACGAUCUGAAUAUCAAGUGCUUUUUACAGUGGCUUUCAGAGAAUGAAAACAAAAAUUUGCAUGUCUAUGAUUAUUCUAUCACAGAUCCUUCUCUAAGGACUCGCGUCACCACCGUCGAAGAAGUUCUUCAAACCUUUCCAUCUACCGGGAAUUCAAAACCACUCAACCUUCUUAAUCUCGAGAAUCAAUCAGGCACUUUGUACUGUCUCGGACAAAUUUCCAAUCAUGAUAUCCGGGUCAAAAUUGCGCGCCGAAAAUCAGAUGAUGCAGGAAAGAUAGGAUCAACCUGGGUGUUGGACAAGGCCAGUGAAUUUUUUCUGCUAUCUUCACGCAACACCGUUUCCUCUAUCCAUAUAGACAAUGCCGGUCAACUCACAUGGAUUGAGAUCCUGGAAGGGCGAAAGAUUUGGUAUUUCCCACGAUUCCUCCACAUGAGGACUCUUCGCUGGCUGGCUGAGGCCGGUUCUCAGUCGCCAGAGCAUAAUCGAGAUGGCUGGGUCAAGGUGGAGCUUUGUGCGGGUGAUAUUCUGUAA